Ostertagia ostertagi is the source of this 1014-nucleotide messenger RNA. The record is from the annotation of a GenBank genome assembly. NCBI's taxonomy places the organism in Eukaryota, Metazoa, Nematoda, Chromadorea, Rhabditida, Trichostrongylidae.
AUGGUGGGUUUUAUCAACCGCAACCUGUCUGAAAAUGUACCGGAUGAAUAUCAGCGGGAGAUCUAUGGGGUUUCCCGCGCAGCGGCUGAUUCCUUUAACUGGAUCGGCACCAACUAUUCCAGAAUCCUCAAUUAUCAUGCGGCUCAUGAUAUUGGCCACGCCCUGCAAAACAUGAUGUUGGUGGGCUGUACCUCCUUUGGCGCCUGGGGCGGAAAAACGGACCAGGGCGAACUGAUCCUUGGCCGGAAUUUUGACUUUUAUGUAGGGGACGAAUUUGCGGCGGAAAAGAUCGUUGCUUUUUAUAACCCCGACAAGGGCCAUAAGUUUAUGUUCGUUACCUGGGGCGGUUUUACCGGUGUGGCAUCGGGCAUGAAUGAUAAAGGACUGACUGUGACCAUUAACGCAGCCCGGUCUGAGAUACCUACCGGUGCCGCUACGCCGGUGUCGCUGGUGGCGCGGGAGAUCCUGCAAUAUGCCGGUAAUAUCAAGGAAGCACUGGAGAUAGCCGGGCGGCGUAAAAUGUUUGUGUCGGAAAGUUUUUUAAUAGGCAGUGCCGCAGAUCAUAAGGCAGUGGUGCUGGAAAAAACACCGGAUAAGCUCGCCGUGUAUGAUCCGCAACAAGAUCAUAUUCUCUGUACCAAUCAUUACCAGAGCAAGGAGUUUGAAAACCAGGACCUGAAUAAACACGAUGUGGAAGUAGCCGAUAAUGAUAAAAACAUUGCUCCCGACCCAUUCCUGAACACGGUUGAUUUUCAGAAAUUCAUGCAAUAUCACCAGGGGAAAGUAGCGUUGAUAAACAAACAGCCGAUAGAUACAGCGGCGGUGGCACAUGCCGUUCCCGCGUUUUAUGACGGGUAUCGUAUUGCCGGUGAUUAUUCCAUGGGCAAAGGUUGGUAUGCUGCUGCAAUCGGGUAUUACCAGCAGGCAUUGACCCAUGAGAUUGCCACGCUCGAUGAAAAGCAACAUAUUGAAGACAAGCUCCGGGAAUGCCGGAAGAGCCUGGCAAAGAAAUAG